Molecule: messenger RNA, 5778 nt
Organism: Cryptomeria japonica (Japanese cedar)
Lineage: Eukaryota; Viridiplantae; Streptophyta; Pinopsida; Cupressales; Cupressaceae
Exons: 6
Coding region: 1-5778 (1925 amino acids)
Biological process (GO): DNA integration
Molecular function (GO): nucleic acid binding
Source: RefSeq, a predicted model, not a curated record
AUGGUGCAAGAAGUCCAUUUGAAGGCACCAAGGUUUGAUAGCACAAAUUACUUUGCUUGGAAGUCGUGGAUGGAAUAUCAUUUGAGUUCUCUAUCACUUGGAAUAUGGGAAAUUAUCAAGACUGGUUAUACUGUUCCACAAGGUGUUCUUAAUACUAUGGAUGAAGUCAAGAAUCGUGAAAAUGAUGGCAAGGCAAACAAUAUACUUGUUAGUAGUCUGAGUGACAUAGAGUUUUUCAAGCUCAAUGGAUGCAAAAGUGCAAAGCAAAUUUGGGAUAAACUGAACAAUAUUUAUGAAGGAGAUGAGAAGAACAAGCAAGUCAAAUUGCAGAAUCUAAAGCAUAGAUUUGAGACACUGAGGAUGACUGAAGAUGAGAACAUUGAAAGCUACAUGCAACAAGUGAAUGAGGUUGCCAAUGCAAUUAGAGGUAUUGGUGGAACAAUGGAAGAAAGUGAAUUUGUAGGAAAAGUGAUAAGAACACUAUCUAAAAGCUAUAAGCCUAAGAAAGUUGUCAUUGAAGAAAGUCAUGAUAUGGAUAAGUAUACCUUGGAGCAGCUAUAUGGGGCACUCGCUGCCUUUGAGAUUGCCAAACUUAGCGAAUGUACUUUCAAGAAGGAUAACUAUAAGAGGUCAGAUGAUGAUAACAAGAGAAAAGAUAAUUAUAGGAGAGAUGACAAAAACAAAAGAGUAGAUUACAGAGAGAAGUCUAAAAGGAGUUAUUGUUCAAUGGAGACCUACUUCUUCGAAGAUGAAGAUGGUAAUAACUCAAAUGAAGAAUCAGUUAGUGAAAGAUUUGGUGACAGAAAGAAGUUCAUAGACUUUGAAAAGUAUGAUGGUGGAUCAAUAAAGUUUGUUAGUGAGGAGGCAGCACAUAUAUGUGGUAAAGGAACCAUAACUGUUGAUGUGGUAUCAGAGCCAAGAUUCUGCCAUCCUGUGAGCAACUUGUCUAUGAGUGACAGAGAAAAACGAUAUUGGGCAAGAGAAGAUAAGAAGGUUGGGAAACAAUUUCAGUUUCAUCAGCCUCCUGAGGGUCAAACAGCCUCAGAAGUCUUGUGGGCUCACUGGGAGUCUUCUCAGGAAUCUGAUAUGGCAGAGGGUGAGAGAUCAGUUGGGGGUAAUGAGAGGCACACCCACAACAGAGAAGAUAGCGGAAAGGAAAGGGAAAGAUCUCUGAGUCCCGGGAAGAGGUUUGAAAGAAAGAUGGAUGCUUUGAUGGACAUGGUCUCCCUCAUGAUGGGAAAAAUGGGUCAGAACACCACUCCUCAGAAUAACUCAGGCCAUAGAGGAGAGUAUAGUGCUUCCAAACCGCAUGAUGAGCAUGUAGGCCGAAUAGUGCCUAAUAAUACCAACAUUUCUUCCAGACCCUUUAAACCCACUUUCCUGGCACCUACAAUCAACCAGCCAGAUCCCGAGGAGAAUGCUUCAUUUGUGGAGCAGUUGAGACUCGGUAGAGCAAAGUAUGAUUCUCUGCCUGAUGACAUCAAAAUGGAUAUGUCCUAUAAUGAUUUUAUGGAUCAUAAAAGGAAAAACAAAGGACAAGGGAGGUAUUAUGACCAAAGGAGAUCAUUCAAUCAAGGGGAUUUGUACCAAGCUGUCAACAAAGUCAUCCUUCCACACUUUGACGGGAGUGAGACUAAUUCAGCCCGCGCUUGGAUUCAGAAGCUGGAUAACUAUCUAGCUCUUAGGCCAAUGGCAGAAGAAGAAGCGAUUAAGUUCGCUACGCUGCACCUGGACGGAGUAGCGCACGAGUGGUGGUACCAUGGCCUCAUUACUCUUGGUCAUCGAUCUAUCACAACGUAUGAUGAGUUCACCACUAGGCUCAUCGAGAGGUUUGAGAAGAAGGAUCCUGAAAUCCAUUUCAGAGAGCUUGCUCAACUGAGACAAUAUAGUACGGUCGAGGCUUACAUUGCAGAGUUUCAAAGGCUCUCAGUCAUGGUGACUGGAAUCACGGAAAGGAGACUGGUGAUUUUGUUUAGGGAAGGGUUGACAGAACCUCUCAAAGGUUGGAUCAAAGCCUUUGACCCUCCAUCACUGCAAGAAGCCAUGAAAAAGGCAAGGAAUAUGGAGUGGGCUGCUCCUAAGGCCAAGUUUCAAUCAAAUUCCCCCUUUCAGAAAAGGGAUAAGGGAAAAAGGCCUCAGCAUAGACCACCCUUGAGACCUCAACACCAAGAGUUCAAGAACCGCAAUCCAAAUGUUACCAGGUUGGAUCCAGAAACCCUGAAUGAACUUAGAAGGAAAGGGUUAUGUUUUCGGUGUAGAGAAAAAUGGUCUCAAGAUCAUGUUUGCCAAAAGGGGGUUAAGUUCAAUCAGAUUGAAUAUUAUUCUGCUGGUGAAAGUGGGUCUGAUUUAUCCGACCAGCAAUCUGAUUAUGAAGAAAGUGAAGGUGAUAGAGCCCCAGAAGAAUCUGGAGAUGAAAAGGAGUGUGGUGGAGUCUUGGCCCAGCUCUCUAGUUUUCAAAGAAACGAAUCAUUCAAGGUUCGUGGGAUGAUCAAAGGGCAGCGAAUUGUUGCCUUGAUCGACACCGGAGCAACACAUAACUUCAUUGAUGAAGUUGUAGUAGCCAAGAAGGGGCUGCAAACUGAAGAGUUUGAAGGGUUCAAGGUCAUGGUUGCAGAUGGAUUUCAUAUCUCUUGCACCAAGAAGAUUUCAAACAUGACCAUGCAGUUGGGAAACUACGAAGUCAAGGAUGACUUCUACGUAGUACACAUUGGGGAUACUGAUGCUGUCUUAGGUAUUCAAUGGCUGCGAUCUCUUGGAGAGAUCUCCUUGAAUCUGCAAACUAUGGAGUUAAAGUUUCAAUCAGAUGGGAAGAGAGUAGUUCUAAGAGGCAUGUCUAAUGGAGGUCCGCGAGUGGUGUCAUUCAAAAGAAUGGCAAGACUGAUCCGUCAUGAUCAAGUUGAAUGGGUUGCCGAAUGUAUGAUCCUCCCUGCAAGUCCCAUUGAGGCUAAGCGUGAUCAACCUCCUGAUAUCCAGUCACUGCUUGCAAAGAAGAGUGCAGUUUUUGCCGACUUGCCUCCUGGACCUCCCCCUGAACGAGGUUCAGAACACAUUAUAGAGCUCAAGGAAGGAGCUAAACCAGUGAUCACAACUCGAUACCGGUAUCCAAAGAGGCAGAAGGAUGAAAUAGAAAGGAAUAUUCAAGAACUCCUGGAGAUGGGUUUCAUUCGCCCAAGCAAGAGUCCCUUUGCUUCAGCAGUAGUGCUUGUUAAGAAAAAAGAUGGGACCAUGCGCAUAUACCCCAUUCCCAGAAUUGAUGAACUCAUUGAUGAGUUACAUGGGGCCAAGUUCUUUUCGAAGAUCGAUCUGAGGUCGGGCUACCACCAGAUUCGAAUGAGGGGAUCUAACGUGGAAAAGACAGCCUUCAGAUGCCACUAUGGCCAUUUUGAAUUCCUAGUCAUGCCCUUUGGGUUGACUAAUGCUCCAGCCACCUUCCAGUCUUGCAUGAACCGUGUCUUUCAGAAUCAGUUAAGGAAAUUUGUGCUGAUAUUUUUUGAUGACAUCCUGAUUUACAGCAAGACUUGGGAUGAGCACCUUAAACAUUUGGAGGUAGUGCUUAGUACCCUAGAGUCAGAAAGUUUGUUUGCAAAAGCUUCCAAAUGUGAAUUUGGAAUGGAGGAGUUAUUGUACUUGGGUCACAUAAUCAGUGCUGGGGGAGUAAAGGUGGAUCCGGAGAAAAUAAAAGCAGUAAUGGAUUGGCCACCUCCCGAGAACUUGACUCAAUUAAAAGGAUUUCUAGGUCUAUGUGGUUUUUAUCGGAGGUUUGUUAAGGGGUAUUCCCAGAAUGCAGCUCCUCUUACUGAUCUCACCAAAAAGGGGGCCUUUGUUUGGUCCGAAAGAGCUCAAGAGGUGUUUGAUAAAUUUAAGAAAAUCAUGAGCUCGUGUCCAGUUCUAGCCAUUCCAGACUUUUCCAAACCAUUUGAGUUGCAGUGUGACGCAUCAGGUGAAGGAGUUGGCGCUGUCCUGAUGCAAGACAAACACCCUAUCGUGUUUGAGAGCAGAAAAUUGAGGGGUGUGGAGAGAUCCUAUUCAAUUUAUGACAAAGAAAUGCUUGCCAUUAUGCAUGCAUUAGCCAAGUUCAGGCAGUACUUGGUGGGAAACAAGUUCGUGGUAAAAACAGACCACAAUAGCCUCAAGCAUUUUAUGCACCAGAAGGAUUUAAAUGAGAGGCAACAGAAAUGGGUGAGUAAGCUGCAAGCUUACGACUUUGACAUUGAAUAUGUCAAAGGGAAAAAUAAUGUCGUGGCCGAUGCUCUCUCCAGACGGCCUCAUCUUAGCUCAUUGUGUGAGCUUACUGCAGAUUGGAGAGACAUGUUGCUUGCUGAUUAUGCCAAAAAUCAGUUUGCAACCAGCAUUUUAGAAGGUACUUUCCAUGAUGAGAAGUAUCAGGUGGUUGAGGGAUUGAUUCACUAUAAGGGAAGAAUCUUUUUGGUGGCUGAUUCUAAGCUCAAAAGAAAGAUCCUUGUGAAUUUUCAUGACAUCCCAGUUGCUGGCCAUCAAGGUUUUUUCAAGACCUAUAGGCAGAUCCGCGAAAGGUUUUCUUGGAAAGGUCUGAAGAAGGAGGUGCAACGCUACAUUCAGGAAUGUCCUGUUUGUCAAGCGAAUAAGAAUGAGCAUACAUUGCCCGCCGGAUUGCUGCAACCACUUCCCAUUCCCAAUCAAAAAUGGGAAAGCAUUUCAAUGGAUUUCAUCACUGGGUUGCCCAAGGCCCAAGGGAGGGAUUGCAUUUACGUGGUGGUUGACAGAUUAACCAAGUUUGCUCAUUUCUUUGCCAUUACCAGUACUUUUUCUGCAGCCCAAGUUGCAGAUUUAUUUUUUCGAGAAGUGUUUAGGCUUCAUGGAUUGCCAAAGAAUAUUGUAAGUGAUAGGGACAGUAAGUUCCUAAGUACAUUUUGGCAGGAAGUCUUUAGAAUGAGUGGUACUGUGCUGACUCCAAGCACAAGUUAUCACCCCCAAACUGAUGGGCAAACUGAAGUUGUGAACAAGUGGCUGGAAGGCUACUUGAGAAAUUAUGUGUCAGAGCAGCAGAAAGCUUGGGUUAAGUGGCUGCAUAUAGGCGAGUACUGCUACAACUCUACCUAUCAUAUGUCAAUCAAAAUGUCUCCCUUCUUGGCACUUUAUGGGUAUGAAGCACCCAGCUUUGCAGAUUUGGUGUUUGGGGAUAGCAAAGCCCCUUUAGCCAAGGAUUUAUUGCAGCAGAGUCAAGACAUAAUGAGGUCCUUAAAGGAUAAUUUGCAGAUUGCACAGAAUCAGCAGAAGUUAUAUGCUGAUCAGAGACGGGUAGAGCGUUCUUUUGAGGUUGGGGACAUGGUCUAUCUCCGGUUACAACCUUAUAGACAGUCUACUCUCAAGAAAAGUGGAGCUGAGAAGCUGAAACCGCGCUUCUAUGGACCAUUUAGGGUCAUCAGGAAGAUUGGGGCUGUAGCUUAUGAAUUAGAGCUACCUUCAGAUAGCAGAGUGCAUAACGUCUUCCACGUGUCUCACCUCAAGAAGGCACUUGGACACAAUGUGGUUGCUUCUUCACAGUUGCCACCGUUGGACGAAGAAGGACUAUUGAUUCUAGUUCCCGAGGAGAUACUUGGUGUCAGAGAACGUUCUUUGAGGAAUAGAACUGUCAGAGAAUAUUUAGUGAAGUGGAAGAACCUACCCUUGGAGGAUGCAACAUGGGAAAAUGAUGAGAUAUUACAGCAUCCUGGGUUGCGAUUGCUUGAGGAUUUAAUAUCGAGAAUUCUAAUCCUUCAAGAUGAAAGUCAACAAUAUGUUAAUGGUGCUGGAGUUUAA